This is a messenger RNA of Gloeophyllum trabeum ATCC 11539, 420 nucleotides long. Its product is annotated as histone-fold-containing protein. Bases 1 to 420 code for a protein of 139 amino acids. The record is from RefSeq and is a predicted model, not a curated record. The transcript has 3 exons. Gene Ontology annotation, molecular function: protein heterodimerization activity; structural constituent of chromatin; DNA binding. Lineage: Eukaryota; Fungi; Basidiomycota; Agaricomycetes; Gloeophyllales; Gloeophyllaceae. Gene Ontology annotation, cellular component: nucleosome.
AUGCCUGCCCCGCCUGGGGGUGGAGGUGGAGACGGGGGUGGAGGAGGACCGGGCCCUGCCGCUGCUGCCGCUCCUGGAGGGCCAGGGAAGAAACGGCGUUUCCGCCCGGGUACUGUGGCUCUUCGUGAAAUCCGGAAGUACCAGCGGAGUACAGACCUCCUCAUCCGUAAACUCCCUUUCUCUCGAGUGGUGAGGGAAAUUGCUAUGGACAUGACGACCGACAUGAAUCAUUAUGGAGAUGUGGGUUUGCGGUGGCAAAGCUCUGCAAUAUUGGCCCUUCAAGAAGCAACAGAAGCCUUCCUGGUUCACCUCUUUGAGGACGCCAACCUUUGUGCUAUUCAUGCUAAGAGAGUCACGAUCAUGCAAAAGGACAUACAACUUGCACGCCGCAUCCGAGGUCCAUGGGGAGGCGUGGCAUAA